Molecule: messenger RNA, 1314 nt
Organism: Condylura cristata (star-nosed mole)
Lineage: Eukaryota; Metazoa; Chordata; Mammalia; Eulipotyphla; Talpidae
Gene: TEX13C
Product: testis-expressed sequence 13A protein
Exons: 3
Coding region: 1-1314 (437 amino acids)
Source: RefSeq, a predicted model, not a curated record
AUGGCCGUGGAAUUUAGCGACCUCGCCAGUGGGUUCCGCCACGUCGAGGUGAUCAGGUUCAUUAACAACGAAGUCAUCAUGAACGGUGGGGGCCCAGAUUUCUACUUGGCCUUACGCUCGCGGCCCUGGAACGAAAUAGAGGAUCGGCUCCGGGCGGUGGUGGCCAACCCGCAGGUGCCGCGCACCCUCAAGAGGGCCUGCGCCUGGAGCGCGCUGGCUUUGAGCGUGCGCGUGGGCGCCAGGCAGCGUGAGCAGCAGGCCUGCAGGAUCCGGCAGCUACAGGAGCAGGUAGAAAAGUGUGAGGCGACUUCCUGGGCUCUGGCCUCGGAGCUGCAGCGGCUGCGAGAAGAGCGUCAGGAGGCGGCCACUCAGUUGCAUUUCAUGUGGGUCACCCUGCAGCAGAUCCUGAAUGAGCACAAUGUUUUGUAUGGGCAACUGCUCCAGGCCCAGAGUUCCACCCACGUGACCACGGUGGCUGGUUUCCAGAAUAACAUGGCCCUCGGGAGCGAGAGGAGCUACCAUCAGGAGGGAGGCCCUGAUAUUCUCCAGGUUACAGUCCCCCCAAGGGACAUCAACAGCCAAAGCCAAGAAAAUCUAGAAGCAACCCAGGGGGUGUUCAUCCCAGACAAUAGCAAUCGCCAUAGCCAGGCACAAGGUCCAGAGAGUCUCCAGAUGCCAGUUUUCCCGUGGGUUAGCAGGAGCCUUAGUCAGGCAGAAGGUCCAGAGAAAACCCCAAGAAUGAUCCCCCUGGGGGACAAUGGAAAACAGAGCCAAGAAGAGGAUCCAGAAAAAUCCCAGAGCUUGCUCUACCUGGGAAAGAACAAGAGCCAAAGGCAGGAGGAAGAUCUGGAGAGGCCACAAGACAGAAGCCAAAGUCAGGAAGAAGGUGCAGAGAGGCCCAAGCAGGUGGCUUCCCUAGAGUAUGGCAAAAGCCACACUGAGAAAAAAGGUCCACACAGGCCCCAGGCAACCCUCCAGGGGUAUAGCCAGGCUGUGAGAGGAAAGCCAAAGGAACAGCAGGCUCAUGGAGAAAAGGCUAAGCAACCAGAAGGAGAAAAAGCCUCAGAUUCCCAGCUUGGUGAGAAGCCUGCAUCAGGCAGCAGGCCAGUGGAUUGGAGCUGCCGGGGGUGUAAGGCCUUGAAUUUUCCAUGGCGCAAAACCUGCUAUAGAUGCAAGAAGUUCUACAUGGCAGCUGAGGGUGGACACCCUGAGCCAAGACAAGCUCUGGAAUGUGAGGAAGGUGGUGGAACCUGGAUGACUGGUGCUGAAUGGGUGAAACCUUGGAGAAGCCAAAGUCGUGAAGAUUUUUUUUGA